AUGAAAUAUUUCUGGACGAGUUCCGGCCGGGACCUUGUCAUCUGCUUUCAACAUGGCGUCCUUACUGCUACUCAUAAACAAGGGAUAAACCUCUACUCCUGUUGCUGCACUUAUCUUUUAAUUUCUUUACCAUCACUCUAUCUUUCUCUUCCCCACUCUCUCCCUCUCUCUCUCUCUCUGUCUCUCUCUCUCUCUCUCUUUCUCUCUCUUAUACACUCUUCCUUUUUUUCACCUGAUACUGACUCGUUCUCCUUUUCUCAGCUUUCGUCGUCUCAUUUGCGAACUUAUAAUUUUCUAUUAUCCCGUAUGUUUCUUUGUUUUAUUACUGAAGUUUUCUUUGCUUUUUCAGUUUCUUUACUUUCAAGGUUUCUGCUCUUUUCUUGUUUCUUUCUUUCUUUUUAUUAUUCUCUAUGUCCUUUCUUAAGACUUUUCUUCUUUCUUACCUUUUCAUUUCAGACAUUAUCUUUUAUUGCAUCUGUAAAAAAAAGUUCGUAA
Messenger RNA from Acanthosepion pharaonis, 495 nucleotides. NCBI's taxonomy places the organism in Eukaryota, Metazoa, Mollusca, Cephalopoda, Sepiida, Sepiidae. The record is from the annotation of a GenBank genome assembly.